AUAUAAAAAGGAAGACUUUGACACUCACAUGUAUGUCGCCGUCAUGUUAUAUCACUACUUUCCAGUAAAAGGUAACUGGUUUUAGCUGGUUAAGUCUUCAUGUUAGUUCACACUAGACACGGAACCGCAGACAGCCUGCUUCACUUGUCAUCCGGGACCUUUACAAGUUUGCAGAGUGUUUGUAGCCAUGCAGGUGGUGAUCCGACAGUACCGUCCCUCAGAUAAGGACCCAGUGCUGAACCUGUUCAGCAUCGGCAUUAAGGAGCAUAUCGGUCCUUGUUUUUACAACGCCAUGACCAGUCCUCUCUACCUCGUCAUCACCAUGGCUCUGUGUGUGGCUGGUUAUCUCCUCGGCUCCCUUUUAGGAGCUGUGGUCUUACCAGGAGUGUGGGCAGGUAGCGUGUACUACAGCUGUCAUGAGAUCUAUUCUGGCUACGUCAGGAGGAGAAUCCAGACAGAGAUGCAGGACAUCCCUGGGAACUUUCUGAGCAGACCGGAUGACUGUUUCUGGGUGGCUGAAGUGGAGGUUGAUGGUAGGCCCCAGAUAUUAGGGAUGGUGGCCGUAGUGGCCCAACAAAAUGGUCAAGAAAGAUUUGGGGAACUGUUCAGAAUGAUCAUCUCACCAACUUGCCGACGGAUCGGCCUGGGUCUCCGUUUGACUCAAACUGUUCUGGACCAUGGUAAGGAGCGAGGCUUUUCCAAAGUGGUCCUGGAGACCAGCUGCACCCAGAGGGCAGCUGUGGCCCUGUACGAGAAAGCAGGCUUCAACCUCAUUGUCACACAUACAAAAUCAGAGGCUGCCCAUUGGAUGGUAACACUGGCCAGAGUCACUAUUUUAAAAAUGGAAAAAUACAUGUAGGCCUGAAGUAAUCCGAACAGUACAUUGUGACAAUGCUGCAUUGGGCUGUAACUUGGGAAAAUACCUUCUCAGGUCAUCUGUAACCUGCCAUAUUUUUAAUAGUAAACAACCUAAACACAUUAUGUAAUGCAUUGCCUUGUGUUUUCUAAUAAAACAUUACAUAUUAUAGUGGUUACUGUAACUGUAGAUGGUGCAUCUUGGAUA
This is a messenger RNA of Sphaeramia orbicularis (orbiculate cardinalfish), 1063 nucleotides long. RefSeq names its product N-acetyltransferase 8-like 2 (gene nat8l2). The record is from RefSeq and is a predicted model, not a curated record. Gene Ontology annotation, molecular function: N-acetyltransferase activity. The coding region runs from base 188 to 859 and encodes 223 amino acids. The transcript has 2 exons. Lineage: Eukaryota; Metazoa; Chordata; Actinopteri; Kurtiformes; Apogonidae.